AUGGGCCCCUGUACCGCCUCCUCAUGCUGCUGCCAGGCCCGUAAUCUGCCAUGGGCCCCCGUACCGACUCCUCAUGCUGCUGCCAGGCCCGUAAUCUGUCAUGGGCCCCUGUACCGCCUCCUCAUGCUGCUGCCAGGUCCAGAGUGUGUCAUGGGUCCUGUACGGCCUCCCAUUGCUGCUGUCUCCAUCGCCACACUCUGCCAUGUGCCACUUUCAGGUCUCCUCACACUGCUGGUGGGUUCCAUUUUGUCAUAGGGUGCUUGCUGGCAGAUUACGGGCCUCCCAUUGCUGCUGCCAGGCCCGUAAUCUGCCAUGGGCCCCCGUACCGACUCCUCAUGCUGCUGCCAGGCCCGUAAUCUGUCAUGGGCCCCUGUACCGCCUCCUCAUGCUGCUGCCAG
Staurois parvus is the source of this 398-nucleotide messenger RNA. The record is from the annotation of a GenBank genome assembly. NCBI's taxonomy places the organism in Eukaryota, Metazoa, Chordata, Amphibia, Anura, Ranidae.